GACAGUCCGCAGCCCUGAGAAGGUGGAAAUACAAAAAGGAAAAUUCCACAGUUUUGGUCUUUUUUUUCUGAUUCCGCAGAAGGUUCUUCUGCGUUUACGCCAUCGACAACUUCAUCCAAACGCGUUCACCCUCUUUCCCCAAUUACAUCCUUACAAAACCGAAAUCCUCCAAACGAAAUCAAUCUUUUAGGGUUUCUAACAUUCCAAUCGCAAAGUAAUAAUUUUUUUAAAAAAAUCCCAAACUUACUUCAAAUUCAAUCGCACUGCUGCUUUAUAGGGCUCCAAGUUCGUCUAUGCAAGAGAAACAAUAAGAAGGAAAUCGAAUAGAAGAUGUAUAGUAAUUUCAAGGAGCAAGCGAUAGAGUACGUGAAGCAAGCGGUGCAGGAGGACAACAAUGGCAACUACGCCAAGGCCUUCCCUCUCUACAUGAACGCCUUGGAGUACUUCAAGACCCACCUCAAGUACGAGAAGAACCCUAAGAUCAAGGAGGCUAUCACGCAGAAAUUCACCGAGUACCUUCGUCGUGCCGAGGAGAUCCGUGCUGUUCUUGACGACGGUGGGACUGGGCCUGCCUCCAACGGGGACGCGGCCGUUGCCACCAGGCCCAAGACCAAGCCCAAGGACGGAGAAGGAGGCAGCGGAGGUGGGGACGGGGAGGAUCCCGAGCAGGCCAAGCUGAGGGCGGGUUUGAACUCUGCCAUCAUUAGGGAGAAGCCUAACGUCAAGUGGAAUGACGUGGCGGGUUUGGAGAGCGCCAAGCAGGCGUUGCAGGAGGCGGUUAUCUUGCCCGUUAAGUUUCCUCAAUUCUUCACUGGUAAAAGACGGCCUUGGAGAGCUUUUUUGUUGUACGGACCACCCGGAACUGGUAAAUCAUAUUUGGCCAAGGCUGUUGCAACAGAAGCUGACUCUACAUUUUUCAGUGUUUCUUCAUCGGACUUGGUUUCAAAGUGGAUGGGUGAAAGUGAAAAGCUAGUUUCAAAUCUUUUCCAAAUGGCCCGGGAUAGUGCACCUUCUAUCAUAUUUGUUGAUGAAAUAGAUUCGCUAUGUGGUCAGCGUGGAGAAGGCAAUGAGAGUGAAGCUUCUAGACGAAUUAAAACUGAACUUCUGGUGCAGAUGCAGGGUGUAGGAAACAAUGACCAGAAAGUUCUUGUUCUUGCAGCAACGAAUACACCUUAUGCUCUUGACCAGGCCAUAAGGCGGCGUUUUGAUAAGCGUAUAUACAUUCCACUACCAGAUUUGAAAGCCCGCCAACACAUGUUCAAGGUGCAUCUAGGCGAUACACCUCAUAACUUGAGCGAGAGUGAUUUUGAACACUUGGCACGCAAGACAGAGGGAUUUUCAGGUUCAGAUAUAUCUGUUUGUGUGAAGGAUGUUUUAUUUGAACCCGUUCGCAAAACCCAAGAUGCCAUGUUUUUCUUUAAGGAUCCUGAGGGUAUGUGGAUCCCAUGUGGACCAAAGCAACAGGGUGCAAUACAAAUCACAAUGCAAGACCUUGCCGCAAAAGGACUUGCUGCUAAGAUCCUUCCGCCACCUAUAUCGAGAACAGAUUUCGACAAGGUGCUUGCUAGACAAAGGCCUACUGUAAGCAAAGCUGAUCUCGACGUACAUGAGAGAUUCACAAAGGAGUUUGGAGAGGAGGGUUAAUCGUGAUGGAAUUUCACUUUGGAGAUUCACACCCGUUUAAGCAUAUUAUGAUUUGUAAUUUACUUAACCAUUGGAGCAAGUGAAAUGAAUCUUUUUACAUUCAGUUCUGGGGAUGAUUAAAUCCCCAAGUCUACGGAAAUGGAUUUAUAAAAGCGGAUACUCAUUUUGCUUCUCCUGAAUUGUGUAUAAGAACAGAAUCUGAAAUGAUCAGAAAAAUAACUUGCGUGUGAUUCUGGUUUUGUACUUGCA
Molecule: messenger RNA, 1893 nt
Organism: Arachis stenosperma
Lineage: Eukaryota; Viridiplantae; Streptophyta; Magnoliopsida; Fabales; Fabaceae
Product: protein SUPPRESSOR OF K(+) TRANSPORT GROWTH DEFECT 1-like
Exons: 8
Coding region: 331-1644 (437 amino acids)
Biological process (GO): vacuole organization; endosomal transport
Molecular function (GO): ATP binding; ATP hydrolysis activity
Source: RefSeq, a predicted model, not a curated record